UAACAAAAAAAAACAAAAAAAAAAAGAGACAACUCUUUUUUUCGUCACAAUUAUAAUAAAAUUAUCAGUUAUGGAAAGUACAGCAGCAUCAAUUUUAACACGAGCUGUUGCAAAAGAUAAGCAAGAACAUUACACUGAAGCAUUGAUACUUUAUCAAGAAGGACUACAAAUAUUAUUCAACUCAAUAUCAGAAACAAAAGAUGUAAAUAAAAAGAAAUACUUUCGUGAAAAAGCUGAGGAGUAUAUGAAAAGAGCAGAGGGUAUUAAAAAAUUAAUACAUGAAAAAAAAUCACUUGGACAGUACAGGGAACAAAUGAGAAUUGAAGCUGGAAGUAUAGGACAUGGAUAUGCUAGUUUAUUUGGAAGAUUUCUUGAUGAUAGAGUAACUCAUAUUCAUAUUGAAGAUCCAUACAUUAGAGCUUAUCAUCAGUGUUUAAAUUUAGUAAGACUUUGCGAAUUAGGAGUACAAAAAUGUCCAACAUUAUCAAGAGUAUCAUUGCUAACAACAAAAGAUCCAGAUGAUUAUAAAAAUCAAGAAAAUAGACUAGAUGAAUUAAAAAAAAGUCUUGCAAUUAAGUUAAUUAAAUUUGAUGUAACAUACUCUGGAACUCUUCAUGAUAGAAAAAUAGUACUUAGUAAUGGAUGGGUUGUUAAAAUUGGAAGAGGUUUAGAUUAUUUUAAAGCACCAGAAGGAAAAUUUGUACUUGGUGUAUGUGAUCUUGAGCUUCGUGUUUGUCUUGAAACAACUGUUGAUAUAUUUCAUACAAGUCAUAUUCGUGAAAUACCAUAAAUUAUUUAUAUAAUAUUUAUUUUAUUUUUAUUUUUAAAAAAUUUUUUCUCCUGCAAUUUUAAAUGGCACUAAAUCAAUUUCAUACACAGUAUUUUGAAAUAACACAUAAAUUGAUAAAAAUUAUUUUUAAAAGUAUUUACAAAUUUUUAAAAUUUAUGACAAUAUAAAGAAAUAUUAUUUUUAUAAAAAAUAUAUAUAUAAUUAUAAUAAAAUUUUAUCAUUGACCAUAUGAAUAGUCCAAUGCUUUAGCAGCAUCAAUAUGUUUAGCUGCUUUAAUACAAGCUAAUCUUAAACUUUUUGUAUAUUUAAGUAGUCCAAUUUUAUCAUCAUCAUCAUCAUCAUUAUAAUAUGGUUUAUUUAAAUUUGGAAGACAAUCAGCACCACCAACAGCAACAACUUGUUUUGCAAUUGAUGGAUCAACACAUAAUCUUGUUAAUGCUGUUGCUGCUGUUAUUGAUAAUCUUUCAUAUGCAUCUUCAAAACCAGGUGGUGCUAGUCUUAAAAAAAAUACUAAUGCAACAGAUGCUCUUG
This is a messenger RNA of Aphidius gifuensis, 1321 nucleotides long. RefSeq names its product MIT domain-containing protein 1-like. The transcript is spliced from 5 exons. NCBI's taxonomy places the organism in Eukaryota, Metazoa, Arthropoda, Insecta, Hymenoptera, Braconidae. The record is from RefSeq and is a predicted model, not a curated record. The coding region runs from base 71 to 790 and encodes 239 amino acids.